ACACAACCCCGGACACAACCCCGGACACACUGGGCCUUCAACGCAGCUUUGCACGGGCACAGGAGCCUGACUCCGAGUCCGGUCCAGAUUCCGGCCCUGACCUGGGUCCAGCCCGGGGUUCAACAUGGAUCUCCAAAGAACUGAGAGAGUCAUUAGUCGACAUGUACAAAGCUAACCCUCGUGUGAACGACGAGCUGCGACAGAGACUGCCCUCUCCUGGACGCAGUCCGCGAGCGCCUCUGUCCCUGUCCCCCCGGAGCCCCCCCAGGAGCCCCCCCAAGAGCCCCCCUAAGAGCCCCCUGACCCCUACCAAGGCCCUGGCCCAAACCCGCAGCCCUCAGACCCACAGCCCGCCCCGCAGUCCAUCCCGCAGUCCAUCCCGCAGUCCAUCCCGCAGCCCACCCCGCAGUCCAGGGAGCCACAGAGCUGUGAUCAGCCCGGACCACACCUGUCCUCCAGCUCCGCCCUCUUCCCCCGCCAGAAAGUCCCCAUCAGGACCCAAAACCUGCAUGAUGGCGGCGGAGCUUAGACCUGCGUCCGACAGGAUGGAGCUCUUGACCAAUCAGAACACAGCGUUCCAGGACAGAGACAAAAACAUCUCAUUUUUACUGAAGGAGCUCGACUCACUGCGAGACCUCAACACCAAGCUCCAGGAGCAGCUGGUGCUGAAGGAAAAGGAGCUCCAGAGACAAGAACUUAACGAACAAAUGAGACAGAACCAGAGCGACUCAGAAAUAUGGAACAGAACCACAGAGUUGGUGGAGCAGCUGAUGGCGGCUCAAAAAGAGCGGGAACAGGCGAUGAUGUCACGGCUGCUCUUGGCCAAUGAAGAGCGAGAUCAGGCCCUGCUCACAGCCCAAAGACUGACGCAGGCCGCAGCCGAUCAGUUUUCUUUGGAGCCAGACUCUGUGGAGGACUGUGAUCUGGACGUCCUGGAGCUGCUGGAGCAGGUGUGCGCCUCAGAGUCUGCCCAGCAGGUGGAGCAGUUUGGUACAAUCCUGGUUCAGCGUGUGAGGUCGGCACGGCAACGCAGGAGCGACAUCACUGCACAGGAAAUGAGUGCCGUGAUGGAGGAGCGCGACACUCACGCCGCCAAGGUAAAACGUUUGGAGGAGGAGCAGCUCAGAGAAAUUCAACUCCUUCAGGCAGAGAUUGUGGCACUGCAGAGAGAGAGAGACACUGCUAUAGGUGAGCAACAGCGUCUGGAGGCGGAGCUUCAGGAGCUCAGAGCCAAUCACAGCCGCUCAGAAGCCCCGCUCCCCGUUGAAGAGGUCACUGCGGCGCUCUCUGAUGAUGUCACCACCCUUCAGCAGCAGCUGCUGAUGAUGUCACAGCAGAAGAAGACUGCAGAAUCAGAGCUUAUCCAGGCCAAUGAGAGAGUGCGGAGGCUGGAGCGUCUGGUGGAGGUUCUGAGGAAGAAGGUGGGAACAGGAAGUGUCCGCGCCAUCGUCUGAUACAAGCCCCACACCUGCCACAAGCCCACUGUCAGUCACCAGAGAAAUGGACCAGUGAGGAUGUGGCCUGUGAUCAUGUGAUCUGUGUUUUGUUUGAUUAAAUUAAAUCUGUUGGUUGUUGUUGACUUUGGACCAAAGACAAAGUUUUA
Molecule: messenger RNA, 1603 nt
Organism: Periophthalmus magnuspinnatus
Lineage: Eukaryota; Metazoa; Chordata; Actinopteri; Gobiiformes; Gobiidae
Gene: mipol1
Product: mirror-image polydactyly 1
Exons: 14
Coding region: 162-1454 (430 amino acids)
Source: RefSeq, a predicted model, not a curated record